AUGAAGGCAGACGGCAAGGACGCUCCCUCCGUUGACCAGCUCGAGAAUGCUCAGCCUGCUCCUAUAAUUAUCUCGGCGGACGUCGUUGACAAGAUUCACAAUGGCGAUGAUGCUCUGCAAUUCCUCCAGCAGGGUCAUGAGCCUUACUCAAAGGAGGAAGAGAGGCGUGUUCUUCGCAAGGUUGAUAUUCGAAUGCUUACACUGAUGCUUAUUGUUAACGGGUUUCAAUUCGUGGAUAAGAAUACUAUGUCCUAUGCUGGAACCUAUGGGCUAGCCACUGAGGCACACUUGGUGGGACAGCAAUAUAGCUUGCUCACCACGAUCUUUUACAUUGGAUACUUGGCUGCCCAAUGGCCGGCCAAUUGGCUGAUGCAAAGACUACCAAUCGCGAAAGUUUUGACCAUCACAUUUGUGCUCUGGGGUGCCACUUUGACAGCUACCGGAGCCUGCACAACCUUCCGCUCCCUAGCAGCCCUCCGACUCCUCCUCGGCAUAUUCGAAUCAGCCCUGAACCCUGGCUUUGUCCUGAUCACGUCAUCGUGGUGGAAGCGCGAGGAACAGCCCUUCCGUGUUGGGUUGUGGUACAGUGCCAAUGGCUUCAUCGGAGCGCCUUCGGGCGCAAUCUUCUAUGCCAUCGCACAUCUUCAUGCGCGUAAUCUGUUCGCCUACCAAUGGAUGUUCAUCAUAUUCGGAGCAGUAACGUUCUGCUUCGGCAUCUCCCUCUGGUGGUUGCUACCUGACACGCCAAUGACAGCGCGCUUCCUGACUGAGCGAGAGCGAUUCAUUGUCGUGGACCGCCUUAAGAGCAACAAGACCGGUGUGAAGAACAGCAAUGUCAAGACGGCGCAGUUCAAAGAGACCUUGUUUGAUCUCCGUAUCUGGAUGCUUGUCAUUGCGAUCUUCUGCCACAACAUGACCAACAGUCUCCAAACUACAUUCAUGGGAAUCAUCAUCAAGGGCUUCGGUUACAGUACCUACGAAGCUGUCCUGUUGAACAUUCCCCUGGAAUUAUCAUGGCUGUCACCAUGA
This is a messenger RNA of Penicillium pulvis, 1029 nucleotides long. RefSeq lists its product as uncharacterized. Gene Ontology annotation, biological process: transmembrane transport. Bases 1 to 1029 code for a protein of 342 amino acids. Gene Ontology annotation, cellular component: membrane. The transcript is spliced from 4 exons. The record is from RefSeq and is a predicted model, not a curated record. NCBI's taxonomy places the organism in Eukaryota, Fungi, Ascomycota, Eurotiomycetes, Eurotiales, Aspergillaceae. Gene Ontology annotation, molecular function: transmembrane transporter activity.